AUGACCAAGAAAAAGCUGUUUAUAGCAGCAAAGAGACACGAGAUGGUGCUUCGAAUAGAUGAAAUGUCGCAAAUGUUUACAUCGAUAAACAUGACAAAGGUGAAAAAGGAAGUAACAAGAAAAGAACUGGAAGAUCUGAGGGACUAUGAGUGUAUUGGAUGGAGACAAACCAAAGAUUGUUCGCCGUUGGGAACACGAGAGUAUGAAAAUGAUGAAAACUGCAGUGCAUUGAUUCCAAAUGGGCGUUCAGGCUAUUGUGAGGUGCGCAAUACACGCACGGGGGAGGUAAAACGAGUGAUGGAAAUGCACUGCAACUCGCUAAGACGACACGUGAUGUUUAAGUGCGAUUUGUUUCAAAGUCUACAGAGUCAUCGUAUUCUGUCGAUGGACUAUGAACAUGAUCCGAACUUUUCGUACACGCAUAAUCAAGAGGUCUUCCGUGCAACCAAUAGGUUGUCCGAUACGCCAACCUUGCUCGGAGAUGAUGGAAAAAGAACGAGUGAGAGCCAUGGAGAGCUAAAGCUGUCAUUUGACCGGGGAAUAGCAUAUGUGGUUUACGAAAAAAUGAUGCUAGGAGCGUAUGUGAGUGUGCGCUUGUUGCGCACUUUAGGUUGCACGUUGCCGAUUGAGGUCUGGUACAAGCCGUCGGAGAUGAGUGUCGAGCACCCACUUUUGCAGCUUAUGGUGACGGAUGCCUUUGACAAUGUGCUGCUGCUGGACGCUGAUAAUUUUGCAGUGCGUGAUCCUAAGUAUUUGUUUGAUACGCAGGAGUUUUUGGAGACAGGCGCGAUCUUCUGGCCAGACUUUUGGAAACCAGGCAAUACGAUUUUUAAUAUAAACAAGGAGAGCUACCUUUGGGAGUUUAUUGGGCUGGAUUAUAUAAACGCGUUUGAGCAGGAAAGUGGCCAAGUGCUGAUCAAUCGACGGAUGCACUACAAGGCGUUGAACCUGCUUAUGUACUACGGUUUCUCAAAGCCUCGACCUCACGACUAUUUAAAUCUUAUGUGGGGCGACAAAGAUUUGUUUCGGUUCUCGUGGAUCAAGUCUAGCAGCUCGUUUCACAUGAUUGAGCGCCCACCUGGCUCCGCUGGCACGAAGCAUAAGGACCACGAUCUGUUCUGUGGCGUGGCUAUGGUACAACAUGACCCAAGUGGAAACGUGAUUUUUCUACAUCGUAACACACUGAAGCUCACGUACACGAACAACCAGACAGUGUGGACCCAUAUCCAGCAGUACAAGCGCACAGCAUUGCCUCUAGAUCACAGGGUGCGCGGUGCGAAUGGCGGCAAAUUCUUUCCACAGUUUAAGCGGUGCUUUGGCAAAGACGUACAGUACCAUAAGUUUUUUACGCUUAAACCGAUGAGCGAGUUCCCUUUUGCGAACUUGGAGCAUGACAUUUUGCGGUUUGCUGCUGCCGCUGCUAACAUUAUCGACAACGCAAAGAAAUCGGGCAGUAAGAAGAGUAGCUAA
This is a messenger RNA of Peronospora belbahrii, 1470 nucleotides long. The record is from the annotation of a GenBank genome assembly. Lineage: Eukaryota; Oomycota; Peronosporomycetes; Peronosporales; Peronosporaceae.